This is a messenger RNA of Cylicocyclus nassatus, 991 nucleotides long. Lineage: Eukaryota; Metazoa; Nematoda; Chromadorea; Rhabditida; Strongylidae. The record is from the annotation of a GenBank genome assembly.
AUGAGUGAUGCAUGCAUAGCGAAUGUGCCUAAGAUUGUACAUUCACCACUAUGGCUCACAGCGACGAUCUCGCAAAGCGUCUUCUCGGUUCUGACUCUGGUUGUCAGCAUAUUCUUCUUGCGGAGAUUGAGAGAUCCGACUAUAUUCAGCUUUUCCACAAUUGCCCUACUCACACUCGCCGCUGUAUUUGCCAAUGUGCAUGCACUCGAUGUGAUUGGAAUACAUACACAUCACUUUGUGCUCAGCAGUCUCUACAACACGCCGUGUGAAUUAACUCUGCGUACUCGAGACUGUGCCUUUGCGAACUAUAUGUUGAUUUGCUGCAUCAUUGGAAUGGUGUCCUGCCAGAAUAUGCUGUGGAUUGAUCGCGCUUUAGCGACCGCAUGUCCUAGCCCAUAUCAUAAACGAGCCAAGCCGAUCGGAUUUGCCCUAGCUGCUUUAGUGAUACUUACAUCAUUUUUGGUGCCUUUCUUGAUACUGCGGAACGAUCCGUACGAUGACUACGUGAUUACAUGUUUCAACACUCCACGAGGAAGUGCAGCGCAAGUGAAUGACAUGUUCUACUCACUCAUCUGUCUCAACUUUGUCGCAGUUAUCGCCAACGCAUUUCUAUUCUUCGUCAACAAGCAAAAAGAAAGAAUGUUACGGUUUAACGUCAGCCAUCGGUAUCUAGCUUACGAAAAUACAAUGGUGAGCAAAUGGAUUGGACUUAUUGCUGUUACACAAUUUGUGGUGAUGACUACGUAUUCGUCUGCAAUGUAUGCCAUUAGAACAACGGCAAACAUGCCUGAUGUACUGAGAGCAAAUUUAAGGACUGGUUUUUAUUUAGUGCCUCUAUCGACAUUCAUGCUACCUCUAAUCUCGAUUGUGGCUCUACGAUGUGUGUCACAACGGCGACAAAGUUCGAUCACUCGCUUAACUCAUGAACAAGUUGAUCAGACCGCUUACAUGAGUGGUUUAGAACAAAUGUGGAAUAAAACAUGACUUCUGA